CUAAAAAAAUGUAACAUUGGAACUAAUUCAAUUAUUGUGCGACAAAUUGCAUCAUACUGCACAAUACAAUAUUUGUAGGAUUAACUGUAGCAAUUGGAUGAGUUUGAGCAAAUACUGUAGUAUACUUUAAUAUUUGCUUAAUGCUUAUAAAGGAAAAUGUUAUGCUUAUUUUUAAUGCGGCCAGUAGGUGGCGGCAUUUUUUGUGUCAGUGAAUCAUUCAACCAACUCGUUCGAAACACCUUAUUCAUUUAAGAACGAAUCAAGUGUCUUGAUGAACGACUCACUGAAUCAUUAUCUCGUCCUAAACACGGAUUCAUUAGGAGAGAAACACCGUUGAAAGUGUUCAAAAUAAUAAGCGUAAAUGCGCAUAUGCAACAGCAGUUACGGAACUACCGUUUAAAAAAAAAAGAGCGGCAAAGCUUUAGCAUCGCGAUGCUACCGUAGCACCGGUACACUGUGCAAGUGCAACCCUACUUGCUACUAGUAUAGUUCAUAAUUGAACAAAAGCAUCAUUACCCAGCGACACGCCUAUUCAGCUGAAUGCUACGCAUGAGGUGCAGACGCGUUCAGAGCUGUUCUAAUACCGAUAUUCUAGCUGUUAUCUACGUUUUUUUCAAGUGUUAUCGUGUGAGUUUUAAAACAUGUGGUUACCUGUCGUCGUACCGUAUGUUUUUGAACCAUAUUCAAACAUAUACGACAACCGUUCUGGCAGAGCGGGAACUCCGAUGAAUCCCUUCGACCAGCGUGUAUGUCGCGCGGUGAACGAAACAGUUGCCUAGCGCGCUUCAUUUGAACCCUUUCCGCUCCGCGCGGAGCUUUCUCCCGCUAAGCGAGCAGCAGACACGUGCUUAUUUUGACAACAGAAUUGCAGACACGCAGAGCAGAAUAUUCUGUAGGAUGAUUUUAUGUAGAAAACAGUAAAAAAAGACAUGCCGGUUUUAACAAUUUCGCUGAAUUUCUUGCACGCUUUCCAAGGAUUUAGAAAUGACCCACCAUAUGCAGAGGAUGAAAGGAAACUAAAGGUCAAGAGCUCAUUAUUCAAUCUUGUCCGGGUCUAUCAUUCUCUGGAACUUACUGAUCCAAAGUUGCUCGGAUGGUAUCUUUCUUUACCAGUGGAUGACAGGACACUAGUACAACAAGAGGGAGGGCUUCUCCAGUUUAUACAAAGACACCCUAAUCUCGAAGUAGCCAGAAAGUGGGUUUAUGUGAAACAAAAAUUCAGAGGAAACUACAGUCCCCAUCCAACAACCAUGUCAUCAAACCACAAGUCAUGGUAUCCAACAUUAUCUGAUGUAUCACAGUGUCAAAACUGUGGGUACUCUUUUCAGUGUGGUACUAAGAAAUGUUAUCGUUGCGGCGUACAUGUUCAAAUUUCAGCGCAAGAAGACUCCAUCUUAGAAAACGAGAAUGACCUUGAGCUUCUACCGAGUAACGUGAGGGAAGAGCUGAAUAUCAUAACUUCUAAAAAUGAAACCAGCCAGCAGAGUUAUGGCAGCUUCAGUAAUGGAUCAUGUAAUGCACAAGCCCAGUGCUUGUCUGAACUGUGGGAGGAAGUAGAAAAAAGGGAGGACAUCAAGCACUUCCAUGACCUAACAUCCCAAGCAAACCACUCUCUCGAUAUGGAGUUGGAUAUGCAGUGUCAUGCUCAGAGAGUUAACAAUUUCCAGAAUGACCAAGACCGAUUGGAUGAGGAAUCGGAGGCUGGAGAAAAUUUCUGUGAUGCUGAUCAGGAAACCAAGCCAGAAUACUACAGUUUCAGUAGCACAAGCUUAAAUCACACAGAGUGGAGUGAUGGCAGCCAGCAUAUGGAGUCAGGCUUUAAUGAUUCCAUCAUGGCAACUAAAGGAAGUACAGAACUGUCAGAUGUACACUCAGAAACCACCAUGGCCAGUGCUGUGGAUUCUUUCUCCCGUCUCGGCCAAUCUUUUGAGCUGGCCAAUGAACCAGGAGACCAUGUUGAAUACCUUCUAAAUAAGGAACCACCAAGAUCUUUUGUGAACCAAAUAGUUGACGCCUGUGGGGAUUUCAGAGCCUGUUUCACAUCUACACGUGCAACAGAGGUUUGUCAGAACUUGCAGACGAAAGCCUGUCAAAGCGUUGCCACUGAUACAGACUCACUACCUGUUAGCAGUAAAAAAGAUACACAUGUGGCAACAUCGACAUCUGACAAGAGCAUCGUAACUGAGGUCUACAUGGCUGACUUGGAAUUUCUUACAGAGGAAUUCAUAAAGCUGAAGGAGACGGAGAAGGAACUGAAGCAGUUGAAAGAAAGAAAGUCAAGGCCUAGUCCUGGUGGUGAUCUUUGCAGGAAUGUUGGCGGGUGUGACUGUGCCCAGCGGGUGAAACGGGCAGAGCUGCGUCUUCUUGGUCUUCAGUACAUCAUGUGCCAACAGCACUGCUGGAGACGCUAUUUUACCUCCCCACUGGGUGAAAGUGCUCCUCAGGGGACUGAUCCUCUACCUGACAUCAUAGCAGAAACUCUGAAGGCACUAGAGAAAGAUUACCAUGACAUGAUGAGACAGCUUCUAGCUGGCACUCCCCUAGAUGACCUGAAGCCUUUGUCAGUAGAAUCUCAAAAGAUGAUAACUACAGGGACAAACUACAGCCCAACAUCGGUGCUUGAGGCCCAUUUAGGCUCAUUUGACUGUCUAGAAAGUACUGUUGCAAAUAACCAUGCGUUGGAUGGAAAAGAUAAAAGGACGAGAGCACCUCUGUGUCAGAACACUGAAGACAUUCAGGAUGAACCAAAUGUUGACAGCAGCAACAGAGUCGAAACUGCAGUACCUUCUAACAAGCAUCAUGGAAACUAUAGUGCCAUAAAGGAUCUUAAUGGAAGUGAAGCAUGGUUUGAUGCUGAGGAGGAACUUCAGGAUGGAAAUAUGGAGAAACAGGAGGGGAGAGAAAAUAUGAUACAAAAGAUGGAGCAAAAAGGAACUGAUCUGGAGAACUCUCAUCAUAGCUCCCUUUUGUGCGUUACCUGCUUGCCAAGAAAUGUUACUGAGCAGGAGAUGCUGAUUUUGUUUGAGAAGUAUCAUGCCACAGGUGUCAGCAUCUCCACUUUCAGCAACAAUAUCAGGGCUGCUAUUGUUGACCUCAACAGCGCCAAUGAUGCCAAGGCAGCUGUUAAAGAUCUAAAUGGGUGCACCCUCCAAGGACACACACUUUGUGUACAGCAACUGUGUGGGCCUACCUCAGCUCAUCCCAAGUUAAAUGAUCAGCCUCACGACACUGUUGAAACCAUUAAAACAGAAGCGAAUAGACAGAGAACCAAGGGGGCAUCAGCUAGAGGACCACGCUGUAGUGUUGACAGGCUGACCAAAGUGUGUGACUCACCCACGGCCUCAGGUACCUGUGUACCACAGCGCUAUGCCGACACGGGAAGCUUUAAUACAAUCAUCUUGCGGCUAUUAGAGCGCCAUCCAGACGUAGACCGUCAGAAGAUUGUUGAUGCCAUGUUAAAACUGCGGGACAUGAAUCAAGGCAUCCUUAGAGGUUUUACUUUGAACGCUAUUGUGGAUAUGACUUCUAAGCUAAUUACACAGGACAUUUCCUCUUAGUGUGUUUGAGUUUGUAAAACUUUGAGCAGCUGUUAAGGCCUUGAAAACAGUUACUUGACCAGUAUAUCUCGUGUUCAGUUGUCAGUUCCUAUUUAGGCCUGUUUGUAAGUUUCUUUUAAUGUUAUACACAGUUGUUUGGUAGUACUUAUUUUAGUGAAUUCAAAUCUUGAAUACCGAGGAACAGGCUUUUUUUUAAAUACAGAUUUGGUUCGUGACUUUUUUUGUUUUCAGCAGUCUUCAAGUUGUUAAAAAAAUGGUAAAGGUUUGCUUGUGUUGUUUAAAUAAAAUAGAUUUUCCUUG
This is a messenger RNA of Triplophysa dalaica, 3857 nucleotides long. It is a transcript of the gene rbm44, whose product is annotated as RNA binding motif protein 44. The transcript is spliced from 20 exons. NCBI's taxonomy places the organism in Eukaryota, Metazoa, Chordata, Actinopteri, Cypriniformes, Nemacheilidae. The record is from RefSeq and is a predicted model, not a curated record. Gene Ontology annotation, molecular function: RNA binding. The coding region runs from base 930 to 3557 and encodes 875 amino acids.